Molecule: messenger RNA, 1733 nt
Organism: Gekko japonicus
Lineage: Eukaryota; Metazoa; Chordata; Lepidosauria; Squamata; Gekkonidae
Gene: EIF4E
Product: eukaryotic translation initiation factor 4E
Exons: 7
Coding region: 335-1006 (223 amino acids)
Biological process (GO): translational initiation
Cellular component (GO): cytoplasm; eukaryotic translation initiation factor 4F complex
Molecular function (GO): translation initiation factor activity; RNA 7-methylguanosine cap binding
Source: RefSeq, a predicted model, not a curated record
UAUGAAUCUGUGCAGGAAAAUGCCACUUUCUAUUUGCUUCACACUUUUCAAAUAUAGAUGUAGUUUGAAAAUGUAUUAUUUUUCUUAGCCCUCAGUCACAUUUCAGUGUAGUAUAAAUUGUUUCUAGGGAACAGAAUAGCUAUGGAACCAUGCAUAGGUUUUCCCAAUCGUAGUCUUAAAUGCUCUGUCUGUUUUGACAGCUCCUUUCCUGACUGUUCCCAGUGUUAAGAAGCCCCUUCUUUUUCACACUUUAACCAGCUUCAAAUCAAGUGUAGGUGUGUAUGUAGGGGGUUUGUUGUUUUAGAAUACUAGAUUUUACAGGCUGUUAGUCACCAUGAUUGGAAAUCUUUCUGGGCCAAGUAGUGUAAUGGAAACCACUUCUAACCCUCAGACUUCAGAAGAAGAAAAAACUGAGACACCAGCAAGUCAGGAGGUAGUCAGCCCUGAACCAUACAUCAAGCAUCCAUUACAAAACAGGUGGGCGCUCUGGUUCUUUAAAAAUGACAAAAGUAAAACCUGGCAAGCAAAUCUUCGUCUGAUCUCAAAAUUUGAUACUGUGGAAGAUUUUUGGGCAUUAUACAACCAUAUCCAGCUCUCUAGUAACUUAAUGCCUGGUUGUGACUACUCACUUUUUAAGGAUGGUAUUGAGCCCAUGUGGGAAGAUGAGAAGAAUAAACGAGGAGGACGAUGGCUAAUUACAUUAAACAAACAGCAGAGGCGAAGUGACCUCGAUCGCUUCUGGCUAGAGACACUGCUGUGCCUUAUUGGAGAGUCCUUUGAUGACUACAGUGAUGAUGUAUGUGGAGCUGUUGUUAAUGUUAGAGCCAAGGGUGAUAAAAUAGCAAUAUGGACUACUGAAUGUGAAAACAGGGAUGCUGUUACACAUAUAGGGAGAGUAUACAAGGAAAGGUUAGGACUUCCUCCAAAGAUAGUGAUUGGUUAUCAGUCCCAUGCUGACACAGCUACUAAGAGCGGCUCCACCACUAAAAAUAGGUUUGUUGUUUAAGAAGACACCUUCUGAGUAUUUCAUAGGAGACUGCGUCAAGCAAUCGAGAUUUGGGAGCUGAACCAAAGCCUCUAUAAAAGCAGAGUGGACUGCAUUUAAAUCUGAUUUCCAUCUAAAUGUUGCUGAAUUUGUGAAAAGUCUCAUUUGCUUUUGUCUUGUACUUCUGUGUUCAUUUUUUUUCCUCCAUUUUUGGCUGAAGUAACCUUUAUCCAAUCAAAGAAUUUCAGUACACAUUGCCCCUGAAUCCAUAAAGGCUUCCCUUGCCCACUCUGUGAUGCUUCUUAAAAAAGUAACUAUUGUGAAAAAGUAUCCCGAAAACAGUGCCAUUUCUACAGGGGGGGAAACCGACUACUUUUUUCACCUUUGCAUUAUAUGCAAUAACGUGUUUUGCUGGUUUGAAAGAAAAGUAUGAUGCAUACAUUUUUCUAGCAAAUCUUUCUUCAUACAGCAUGGUCAUUGCUGUAACUGAUGCUGAUGGCUGCUAGAUUUAAUUUAUUUGUUUCCCUCUUUGAUAACAUUAGUGAUAUUCUGAUUUCAGUUCUUGCUCAUGUAACAUUGGUGAAGGAUCUGGGAAUAUGACAAAGGUUUAAUAAACAUUAAUUUUGUGCAUUCUUUGGUAAUUAUUUUUGUAACAUCAAAAGCUUUGCUACAAAUUUCAUGCAUUUCAGUCAAAUCAGUGAUAUGUUUGUGUGAUUUCCUGAACAUAAUUGUGGAUUUUUUAAAAUGU